Molecule: messenger RNA, 2184 nt
Organism: Epithele typhae
Lineage: Eukaryota; Fungi; Basidiomycota; Agaricomycetes; Polyporales; Epitheliaceae
Product: P-loop containing nucleoside triphosphate hydrolase protein
Exons: 8
Coding region: 1-2184 (727 amino acids)
Molecular function (GO): ATP binding; ATP hydrolysis activity
Source: RefSeq, a predicted model, not a curated record
AUGCCCGCCCAAGCAGGUGAGAUGGUCGAGUUCGACCCCACGAAGGACAACACCCCCGAGGUGGAGGAGGUCGUGCCGGAGGGACCCCCAGGCAGCCUGCUCGAGAUCAAGUACCUCCACGAGAUCCACGAUAUGUUCAAGAACCAGUGGAUGAUCCGCCCUGCCCCUCCUGCCUCGGAAGACGGGUCGAUGGCGAAGAACGACGCGACCAAGUACAACGUCUACGCGUUCUCCAUCAUCCGCAAGUUCAACCACUCCCAAGACGGCAAGAUGAACACGUUCAACGUCACCACUGUGCUUCAGAUCAAUAGCCCCGAGCUGGUUGAUGUCGGGCAAGAUGUCAUAGGCCACGUGCAAGGUAUCUCAUGGACGGCCAAGCCGCUUCGAAUCGAUCCGCACACGUUGCUCGCUUGGGUGCCGGAACUCCAGACGCAUGCGGAGGAGCUGGAAGCGAAGAUUCCGAGCGAGCCCGAGGAUUCCCCCCUGGUACGCAAACACAAGCAUCUCGCCCACCUUCUCGGUUACCUGCGCGAGACGUACGGCACCACCCUCGACAGUCUCGCCUCGCUCCUCCAACAUGACGAGAUCACGUUUGAUCUGCUAUGGUCACUCUUCGUCCCCGGGAAGACGGUCCUCUACACGUUGUGCCCGAUCACCUCCGAGCCGCGCUGUGUACGCCUCGUGCAUUCAGAGCUGUGUCAGAAGGCCGACAACCAGGCAGCCGUAUCCGCCGCUUACGACCCAACGGGGCUUCUGACUUCCAAGGGCUCCACCGAGCAGCAGAUGCAGUACUUCUGGCGCCUCGUCGUCGAGUACGUCGAGGUCGACAUUGGUGCCCCCGCGGACGACCUCAACCCUACAACAGGCUCAAGCACGGCGCACAAGUCGACGUUCGGCUACGCGGGACUCGGACGCGUCCUCGACAUCCAGCGCUUCAAGGGCACGAAGAAGAUCUCGAGCCUACUCGCGUACCCUGUCAAGUACUACCCAGGCCCGGGCGGCGUCUCGGGUCUGAGGACGCGCUUGAUCGAGCGCGGGCGCAAGUGGGCGACGUUGGCGGGCGGGAUGCAUCAUGUCGCGUAUCGCGGGCUCGCGUUCAGGUUUAAGGAGAUGAGCCACGUCAAGUACAGUGUCAACUCACGGAUAAUGAUAGAUCGAAAGACAUUCGCGGACACAGUGCCGAACUAUCCCAUGCUCCCGCGGGUAUCGAAAAACAUAGCUGGGCAGGAGAUCGACAGACACGCUGCGCGCGCGGCGGGCGGCGCUCCGAAGGACGACGUCGAGACGCGCGAGCUCACGGACGACGAGCUCUUCCUGACGUCGCCAAUCGUGUAUGGGUUCAGCUUCGCAGAUAAGCAGUGGUUCGAGUUCAUUGUUGAGCGCGUAGAGUCGUUCGAGUGGAAUGACGAGGCCUUUAAGCAACUUGUCAUCCCGGCAAAGCAUAAGCAAGUCUUGAAGACUCUCGUCGAGAGCCACAACGCCGGCUCAGCGAAGAAGUUCGACGACUUCGUCGCCGGCAAGGGGCACGGGCUCGUGAUCAACCUCUUCGGCAACCCUGGAACGGGCAAGAGCCUCACAGCGGAGGCCAUGUCGGAAUAUGUGCGAAAACCGCUGUAUGUGGUGGGAGCGGCAGAUCUCGGCACCCACGCCGAUGCACUGGAUACGCACCUGACCGCCAUCCUCAAGGUUUCCGCGAUUUGGGGCGCGGUCGUGCUCAUCGACGAGGCGGACGUGUUCCUCGAGGAGCGCACGCUGGCGCAUCUCGAGCGGAAUGCGAUGGUUGCCGUCUUCCUCCGCCAACUAGAGUACUUCCGCGGAAUCCUGUUCUUGACCACGAACCGCGUUCGCGUCUUCGACGAGGCUUUCCAGUCCCGUAUCCACGUCUCCCUCCGCUACGCCGACCUCUCCCCCGACGCGAAGCGGCAGAUCUGGCUCGCGUUCCUCAAGCGAGUCAAUGGCGCGGAUCUUCCUUACGGCGGCCUGUCCGCUGAAGACCUGCGUUCGCUUGGCGAGAAGAAAGUGAACGGCCGGCAGAUCAAGAACAUCGUCAAAACUGCGGGCGCGCUUGCGCAGGGGCGCCAAGAGCGGCUUGCGUUCGUACACCUCGAGCAGGUACUCGAUCUCAUGGAACAAUUUGACACCGCGUGCGUCAUCGUCCCGCUCCUCUUCGCCCUCACUGCAUGA